Phycomyces blakesleeanus NRRL 1555(-) is the source of this 2271-nucleotide messenger RNA. RefSeq lists its product as hypothetical. The coding region runs from base 1 to 2271 and encodes 756 amino acids. NCBI's taxonomy places the organism in Eukaryota, Fungi, Mucoromycota, Mucoromycetes, Mucorales, Phycomycetaceae. The transcript has 7 exons. The record is from RefSeq and is a predicted model, not a curated record.
AUGAAUUCUACAACUAAAACCUACACUGUUAUGUGUACAUGUUCAUCAUGUACCAAAAAUGCAAUUGGCAGAAUUUUGCAAAAUGCACAGACCUUUAAGCGUCAUAAUAAUGCUGAUAAGUUAUUAGACAUUGGCCCAAAAAAUCGAGUUAAUACAGAAGUUGUCGAAGAAGAGACAGACAUUGAGAUGAUAGAUGUAUCUGAAACAUCGAUUGAUUAUGAAGACAAUUAUUCUAUUGCAUCAGCCAAAACUACCCUACAGAGUGUACCUUUUUUGAGAGAAGAUGAGAUUUUUCAAUUCGAAGAGUCUGAUGUCGAGACAACAUCAUUGGCUUCUGACAAUGACGAUUCUGAUUCAAGCGAUGAGUCUGAAGAUGAAAACGAAGUUGAGGUUGCCAGUGUUGAAGAUUUUGAAGACAUGGUUGCUUCCGAAAUACUUACCUUUGUAGUUGCUUCUUUGAAAAUUCAUGAAAUGUCUCAAACAAGUCAAUUCAUGGCUCUAUUUGGCGUUAUCUUUCAGACGUUUUACUUGGUUCAAGCAGGUGGAACUGCUAUGUUGAAAUUCUUCCGCCAUCUUCUUGUUGCAUUUGAUAAGGAUACCGAUCUCCCACUCACCAUUGAUGCAUUAAAGACUAUGACCAGCUUCAAUUUCAUGACAAAAAGCAUCCUCAAAUACACUGUCUGCAACAAGUGCUUUACAAUUUACCUACCAGGCAAUCACCAACCAAAUUGCACAUUCGAAAAAUACACAACCACACCACCAACAUAUUGCGGAAAUCCUCUUUUCUCUGACACCAAAGCUGAUCGCACCAUUCCUCUCAUGGUUUUCCCAUACAACUCGCUCAAGAAUGCAUUGGCACAGCAUUUUGCCAAACUUGGGUUCGAGCAUCAAAUUGAAAAUGCAACCAAAGCUGAGAUGUGGUUCUGUGCAGAAUCUGAUGCAGAGAGAGCUGUUUUGGAGAAGCAGCAUGGCACCUGUUUUUCCAAGUUGCAUUGCCUACACUACUUUGAUCCUGUCCAAUGCGCGAUUGUUGAUCCCAUGCACAAUUUGUUUCUUGGGACAGCAAAGCAUAUGAUCAGUGUUUGGAAAGACCUGAGGUAUCUCCCAAUUGCUGUUCUCGUCCGUAUGCAACGUCUUGCUGAUGGUAUUCUUGUUCCUCCUGGGUAUGCCGUUUUAUCAACAAAGAUCGAAUCUGACGCUUUGCCUGAAGACGACUACAAAAACUGGACUCUCUUUGUAAAAGCAUGCCAAAAGUUGACCAGUCCUUCAGUCACAUAUUCAGAAAUUGACAGCGCACACCAGCUCCUUGGAGAAUUCGGAAAAGAGUGUGAGACUCUUUAUGGAGAGAGCAGCAUCACGCCAAAUAUGCACUUGCAUAUGCACUUGCAUGAGUCAAUGCUUAGCUUUGGUCCAGUAUACGCAUUCUGGCUGUAUAGCUUCGAAAGAUACAAUGGCAAGUUGAAGAACAUCAAGACAAACCGUCACAAUGGUCUUGAGGUCACCUUCAUGAGAGUCUUUCUGGAGAAAGCACUCAUUGAGUUCCUUGAGGGGGUUGCCCAAGUAAAAUCAAAUUUGGACAGCUCUUCUCCCUUGAAUUUGGAUGCUGGCCACCCUCCUGCGUUACUAUUUAGCUUAGCAAUAUUCCAGCAAGCUGCUACCAAUCCAUGGUACAAUGUCACCGGAAGUGAGGCCUUGCCCCCAACCACAUUGCCAAUCAAGUUGCAGCCUUUGACUAUGAUGAAGAAUGAUCACUAUCAGUGGUUAUUUGAAUUCUAUGUCAAGGCUUACCAGAGUACAAGUGUUUCCUUCUGUGUGGUAGGGAGAAUCCCAAUUGGUGAGGAUGUAUUUGUGAACAAUCGGAUUCAAAAGGUGAAGAAGAUUUCGUUGCUGGGGCAAGAGUACUGCAGUGGUGAAAAGAAGAAGCGCGGGUCUUUUGUGAGGGUAUUGUUUCUUGAGAGAACAAAUGACAAUGUAUCUGAAUUCCCUGGUCAAAUAGAGUAUUUAUUUACUCAUACCAUCAAGAUCAGUGGAGUCAAAAGAGUGUCAAUGUUCGCAUUCAUUAAAUGGUUUCCCACCUACCAUUCAAGUAGUUAUCAGCCAUUAGCUGAUCAAGGUCUGCAGUUGUGGGACAAGGGAUUUAUGGAAGAAGAUGCUUCGUGCAUUGUUCCGGUGCAUCGUCUGCAUUUGUGCUUUGCGUUGACUACGCAUAAAAUGCAGAGUGGGACGCAAAAGCACCUGGUUAUUCCACUGCCUAGAAAAGUAGUCACAUAA